GGGACAAGCCUUUCUAAAUUUGGUCUUUGGGGCCCAAAGUGCAUUUGUGGCUCCCAAACAGGCCCUAACAGAGCAUCAAUCGUCAUCUUCGAUUGAGCUCGUGGGGUUCGCCGAGCUGCUAAAUAGAAGAGCAGAACAGAAGGCCGGAAGCUUUGCAAACCCGCAUCGGCGACCACCGUUUCCAUGUACCCAAAAGAGCAGUCUGUGGUCUGAUAUUCUGAUUAGAGGAAUGAUGAAGUCUGGAGGAUAUGUUUUAACUCCUUCAUGUACCUCUAUUAAUUCUUUUUUCGUAAAAAACCAUCGCAGAUUGUCAUUAAAUAUAUACAGGAAUUUGACUAAAUCAAGGAAAAGUUUUGCUUAUGGUCAGAGACAUCAAUUGCAUAUAGAAUCUGUCAUGGUUGCGAGCCGCUAUUUUCCCCCAUGGUUCAGCGUUGCUCCAAUGAUGGAUUGGACGGAUAAUCAUUAUAGGACUCUUGCCCGACUAAUAUCAAAACAUGCAUGGCUCUACACAGAGAUGCUUGCUGCUGAAACAAUUGUUUAUCGAAAGGAUAAUCUGGACAGAUUCCUGGCAUUUUCUCCACAGCAGCAUCCUGUCGUCCUUCAAAUUGGUGGUAGUAAUUUGGAAAACCUGGCAAAAGCCACUGAACUUGCCAGUGCUUACUGCUACGAUGAGAUAAAUUUCAAUUGCGGUUGUCCUAGUCCAAAGGUUGCUGGGCAUGGGUGCUUUGGUGUGCGUCUUAUGCUUGAUCCUAAGUUUGUUGGGGAAGCUAUGUCUGUAAUUGCUGCCAAGUCGAAUGUUCCUGUAAGUGUUAAGUGUCGAAUUGGUGUUGACGAUCACGAUUCAUAUAAUGAACUCUGUGAUUUUAUUUACAAAGUUUCUUCUCUAUCACCAACUAGGCAUUUCAUUAUACAUGCACGGAAGGCACUGCUCAAUGGCAUAAGCCCAGCUGACAAUCGGAAAAUACCUCCACUGAAAUAUGAGUAUUUUUAUGGCCUUUUGCGUGACUUCCCGGAUUUAAGGUUUACGAUAAAUGGAGGCAUAAACUCUGUUGAUGAGGUUAAUGCAGCACGAAGGCAAGGAGCUCAUGGGGUAAUGCUUGGUCGUGCUGCCUACAAUAACCCUUGGUAUACCCUGGGACAGGUUGAUACUGCAGUAUAUGGUGCACCUAGUUGCAAUCAAACGCGCCGUCAGGUCCUUGAACAAUAUCAGAUAUAUGGGGAUUCCAUUUUGGGAACAUAUGGGUCUAAUAGACCAAAUGUCCGGGAUGUGGUUAAGCCUCUACUGAAUCUUUUCUAUUCAGAGCCUGGAAAUGGUCUCUGGAAGCGAAAAGCUGAUGCUGCUUUUCAGCAUUGCACGACAAUCAAAUCCUUUUUCGAAGAAACCCUUGUGGCCAUUCCAGCCAGGGUCUUGGAUUCACCUAUUGUUGCUGCACCAUCUGUUUGUCAAGAUGUUUUUGCUGAUGUGCAUGGUUUACUGCCUCCCCCAUACAAGGCAAGAGAACAGCAGGAGGAAGAAGACCUACUGUAUGCUUAGUUUGUACAUGUAUCCCAAUUUUAUACUUGCAGAUAAACAUUGUUUCAAUUUUAUGAGCAAUUGCUUUAGUUUAUUCUUUGGGAUAAGACCCAACUAGCCCCAUCUGACUGUAGCAACUACAUACAAAAUUUAACAAAAAUGAUUUUUGACUUCA
This is a messenger RNA of Malania oleifera, 1688 nucleotides long. RefSeq lists its product as uncharacterized. Gene Ontology annotation, biological process: tRNA dihydrouridine synthesis. Lineage: Eukaryota; Viridiplantae; Streptophyta; Magnoliopsida; Santalales; Ximeniaceae. The transcript is spliced from 13 exons. The record is from RefSeq and is a predicted model, not a curated record. Bases 230 to 1534 code for a protein of 434 amino acids. Gene Ontology annotation, molecular function: flavin adenine dinucleotide binding; tRNA dihydrouridine synthase activity.